UUUUACUGUUUAUAAAUACACAAUUCCCAAAAAAAAUUCACGCCCAUUUCAUUGCUUCUCCAUUUUUCUCCUUUCAAUUUCUCCUCCAAUCACUUCCAACGACGCCGUUUAUCUUCGAGACUCGCCGUCGAUCAUACUCUUCCGUUCUCCGACGCGCCGAUUCCAUGGCUCUAGAACAGUCUUUUGGUGAACCUAUUAUCGGUUUUGGAUCUGAUGAAGACAUUUCCCUAAAGAAAAGGAACUCAUUUCCAGUUCCAAUGGCAAACCCUGGAAAUCUGAUGGGAUGUUUUGAUUGCAACAUUUGUCUUGAUUCUGCACACGAUCCUGUUGUCACUCUCUGUGGUCACUUAUACUGCUGGCCUUGCAUUUACAAGUGGCUUCAAGUGGAGAACUCUGCCCCAGGAUCAGAAGAGACACCUACAUGUCCGGUCUGCAAAUCUCACAUCUCAAACUCCUCAUUGGUACCUCUCUAUGGCCGCGGUACAUCAUCAGAAGAAUGCAGAUCCAAUGAGUCUCAAGUUGAUGUGGUCGUACCUCACAGGCCUCAAGCCAUUUGGACAACAGCCACUCAAGUUAACACAUCAUCACCUCCGACUUCUCAUGUUCAUCAACAACUUAAUCACACUUCUUUGUAUUAUCCACCACCCUCAAUUCAUCACCAACAGUUCUUCCCCCACGCCUUUGGUGGCUAUGCAGCUAUAGCUCCAUCUACCUUCGGAGGCUCUGGAAUGACUCGAUUAUUCAGCCCAAUGGUCGUGAUGUUUAGUGAAAUGUUUCUCGCGAGGAUGUUGGGGGGCUCGGAUGCAAGCUCGUUCUCCUAUCCUUAUCUUAGCUCUUACCCCAUCCCAGGAGGCGGUAGCUCUAGAAUGAGAAGGCAAGAAAUGCAAAUGGACAAAUCUCUCAACAGAUUAUCCAUCUUUCUCUUCUGCGCCUUCAUCUUGUGCCUUCUCCUAUUCUGAUCACUAUUAUUACUAUAUGCUUCUUCAUCAUUGUACAGAUGUAAAAAAAUAUCUGACUGUACCCGAUACCUAUGGACGAUCUAUUGAAACGCAUAGGUGGCAUCAGUCUGGCGUUAACAACAAUAACAACAUAUCCAGUGUAAUCUCACGAGUGGGAUCUGGGAAAGGUUAAGUGUGUGUAGACCUUACCCGUACCUCGUGGAGAUUGAACAUGUAGUUGAUAGUUAAAGAAAAGAAUAACAUGACUUAUAGUGAUUAAGCAUAAAAGGCUCUAUUUCUUGCAAAGGUUGCUUUAAUCUU
Molecule: messenger RNA, 1259 nt
Organism: Solanum verrucosum
Lineage: Eukaryota; Viridiplantae; Streptophyta; Magnoliopsida; Solanales; Solanaceae
Product: E3 ubiquitin-protein ligase RMA3-like
Exons: 2
Coding region: 165-959 (264 amino acids)
Biological process (GO): ubiquitin-dependent protein catabolic process
Cellular component (GO): endoplasmic reticulum
Molecular function (GO): metal ion binding; ubiquitin-like protein conjugating enzyme binding; ubiquitin protein ligase activity
Source: RefSeq, a predicted model, not a curated record